CCGGCCGCGCCCUGCCUGCCGCACUUCUCCUUUCUCCUGUCGCUGCAGUAGCAGCUGCACGCCGGGUCCCGAUCCCAGCACCAUGAGCUUCGGCUCGGAACACUACCUGUGCUCUUCCUCUUCGUACCGCAAGGUGUUCGGAGACGGCUCUCGCUUGUCCGCGCGCCUUUCCGGGGCCGGCGGCUCGGGCAGCUUCCGCUCACAGUCGCUGUCCCGCUGCAAUGUGGCCACCUCGGCCGCCUGCUCCUCGGCCUCCUCGCUUGGCCUGGGCCUGGCCUACCGCCGGUCUCCGGCAUCCGACGGACUGGACCUGAGCCAGGCGGCGGCGCGCACCAACGAGUACAAGAUCAUCCGCACCAACGAGAAGGAGCAGCUGCAGGGCCUGAACGACCGCUUCGCGGUGUUCAUCGAGAAGGUGCAUCAGCUGGAGACGCAGAACCGCGCGCUGGAGGCCGAGUUGGCCGCGCUGCGGCAGCGCCACGCGGAGCCGUCGCGCGUCGGCGAGCUGUUCCAGCGCGAGCUGCGCGAGCUGCGCGCGCAGUUGGAGGAGGCGAGCUCGGCGCGCGCGCAGGCCCUGCUGGAGCGCGACGGGCUGGCCGAGGAGGUGCAGCGGCUGCGGGCGCGCUGCGAGGAGGAGAGCCGCGGGCGCGAAGGGGCCGAGCGCGCCCUGAAGGCGCAGCAGCGCGACGUGGACGGCGCCACGUUGGCCCGCCUGGACCUGGAGAAGAAGGUGGAGUCGCUGCUGGACGAGCUGGCCUUCGUGCGCCAGGUGCACGACGAAGAGGUAGCCGAGCUGCUGGCCACGCUGCAGGCUUCGUCGCAGGCCGCGGCCGAGGUCGACGUGGCUGUGGCUAAACCAGACCUGACUUCGGCGCUGAGGGAGAUCCGCGCCCAGUAUGAGUCCCUGGCCGCUAAGAACCUGCAGUCAGCCGAGGAGUGGUACAAGUCUAAGUUCGCCAACCUGAACGAGCAGGCGGCGCGCAGCACCGAGGCCAUCCGGGCCAGCCGUGAGGAGAUCCAUGAGUACCGGCGCCAGCUGCAGGCCCGCACCAUCGAGAUCGAGGGCCUGCGCGGGGCCAACGAGUCCUUGGAGAGGCAGAUUUUGGAGCUGGAGGAGCGGCACAGUGCUGAGGUGGCUGGCUACCAGGAUAGCAUUGGGCAGCUGGAGAAUGAUCUGAGGAACACCAAGAGUGAGAUGGCACGCCACCUUCGGGAAUACCAGGAUUUGCUCAAUGUCAAAAUGGCCCUUGACAUUGAGAUAGCAGCUUACAGGAAACUGCUGGAGGGUGAAGAGACACGUUUUAGUACCAGUGGAUUAAGCAUUUCAGGGGUGAAUCCACUUCCCAAUCCAAGUUAUCUGCUCCCACCUAGAAUCCUCAGUUCUACAACCUCCAAAGUCUCAUCCACUGGGCUGUCACUUAAGAAAGAGGAGGAGGAGGAGGAGGAGGAGGAGGCUUCUAAGGUAGCUUCUAAGAAAACCUCCCAGAUAGGGGAAAGUUUUGAAGAAAUACUGGAGGAGACCGUAAUAUCCACUAAGAAAACCGAGAAAUCAAAUAUAGAAGAAAGCACCAUUUCAAGCCAAAAAAUAUAAUUUCAUUGCUUAAAAAAAGUUAAUGCUUUAGAGGGAAUAAUAUGCAUUUGACCUGUUAAACAGCCUAUUCCUGAACCAUAACACCUGCCACCACUAUAAAAUGUCUUCAAGGCUUCAGCCUCACACUUAAUAUUGAAUAUUUACUUUCUCUAAUAAGAAAACCACCCCUUAGAUUGAAGUAAACUGCAGUGCUGGAGCAGUCACAGAGGAGUUAUCUAAGAAUACAGCUUUCUCACCUACAGGGCAGAUUUCACAGUUAUAGAUGAUUCAGGUGCAGAGGAAGUACAAACUAAGGUGCUAAAUCUGUGAUCAUCAUCAUUUGCUGUGAACUGAAAUUAAAACUGUAUUAUUCACUAUGCCCUGCCAUGACCCAGCUAUAUAAUCUUACUCUAGAUGGCUAAAACAAGAUCACUGCCAAAGAUAAAACCAAUGGUCCAUACCCCAUUCCCUCGGAUAGAACUGUUUCAGAAAUGAUAGGUGUUUGUUUCAUGGACACUUUCCUUUCUACUCCCUGCCCCCAAUUCCAUAUGUCCUUUUCUUCCAUCCAGGAAAAAAAAAAAAAGGCUAAUGGAGUUUUCUUCCCUUUUAAAUACAUCAUUUAGGUUCGUUCCAGAGAACUUAACCCCUUUAGCAGUCUUGCUCAAUGGAUAAAGUUAGAUGCAUGUCGACCAUUUCUAUGAUUCAAGUAAUGACUUAUCCCUGUCCAUUUCAUAUUCUUUCGAUUCUGUAGGUUAAACAAAAAUGGCAGUGAUGAAUUUUAAGAGUUUCCCCCCACAACAAGCAAAAUAAUGAAAAGACUAUCUAGAUGUUAGGCUUUCAGCUUAUUUAUAUCCAUUUAAUUAGGGGGGGAAAACUGUUAAAAAAUAUAGCUUUUCACUUUAAGUUUAGAAGCACAGUAAUAGUUAUCCCAAACUGUGAUUAAGCUGACCUUAGAUUUAAUAGUGUAAUCUAGAAGAAGUGAGUGUUUCUAUGAGUGGAAAAGGACAAGGUGUCAUUUAUCUGUGUCAGUUCAUUUGUGGUGAUAUAGAAUUAGCUUGUUCAUGCCCUUACCCUGAGAAUCCACAUAUUUCUCUUCCCCACUAGUCCAGGUCCUGAAGAGGCCUUGCUUCCACUCUCCUAUGCCUUUUAAGAGUGCUCAGUGUAGGAUAUUUUAUCACCAGGACAUAAUGCUACUGCCCAAAAAUAAAAGAAAUCACCUCUGGUCAAUCAACACCACCAGCAAAUAUGAAAAAUAUCUUUCUCUUUUCUAAGAGUGUUGCCCAACAUUUUCCCCAUUGCUGCACAGUUGGUUAGAUCUUGCAGGAGAGGAAGAAACAGCCCAGAGAAGGGGGGUGUCCACGCUCCUGCUCACGUCCUGGGAAGUAGAUUCUGGAGAGUCAACUUGUCAUCUGCCCAACUGUGUAGCAUCUGCAUUGCCCAGUCUUUCUCUUGUGCAAAGUUUGACGCAGGAUUUGUUCUCUGUCAGCAGUCACUUCUACCACAGCUGAAGAAUGGUCCCUGUCCCACAUCCUCUUUAAGAGCUCUGUGGUGAUAAGGACGUGAUGCUUUUACCGAACUUUCUUAUCCUAGCACAUGCUUUAAUAGUUUAAGGAACAUAAAAGAUACUUUUCUCUUCUUCCUUUCCCUUACCCCAUCUAUCCUAUCUUUGCUCAUCACACUUAUUGUAAGACAUUAGUAAAAUAAAUUAAAAGUCACAUGAAUCCCACCAA
Molecule: messenger RNA, 3300 nt
Organism: Nycticebus coucang (slow loris)
Lineage: Eukaryota; Metazoa; Chordata; Mammalia; Primates; Lorisidae
Gene: INA
Product: internexin neuronal intermediate filament protein alpha
Exons: 3
Coding region: 83-1591 (502 amino acids)
Biological process (GO): intermediate filament organization
Cellular component (GO): postsynaptic intermediate filament cytoskeleton; cytoplasm; intermediate filament
Molecular function (GO): structural constituent of postsynaptic intermediate filament cytoskeleton
Source: RefSeq, a predicted model, not a curated record